Silurus meridionalis is the source of this 2934-nucleotide messenger RNA. RefSeq names its product RAB3A, member RAS oncogene family, b (gene rab3ab). The record is from RefSeq and is a predicted model, not a curated record. The transcript is spliced from 5 exons. Bases 131 to 793 code for a protein of 220 amino acids. NCBI's taxonomy places the organism in Eukaryota, Metazoa, Chordata, Actinopteri, Siluriformes, Siluridae. Gene Ontology annotation, molecular function: GTP binding; GTPase activity. Gene Ontology annotation, biological process: maintenance of presynaptic active zone structure; regulation of exocytosis; protein secretion. Gene Ontology annotation, cellular component: plasma membrane; axon; endosome.
CCGCCCUGUGCACCUCUGAAAACCCGCCUCCUGCGUGCGUCACACGUCCGUCAAUCGACGUCAGAGUGUCUGCAGGUGCUCAGAGAAGUGCAGCAUUGGCGUAACUGGCGUUUAAAACACAUCUCUCGCGAUGGCCUCUGCUACAGAUAACCGUUAUGGACAAAAGGAGUCCUCCGACCAGAACUUUGAUUACAUGUUCAAGAUCCUGAUCAUCGGCAACAGCAGUGUAGGAAAGACCAGCUUUCUGUUUCGCUACGCAGAUGAUUCCUUCACUCCGGCUUUCGUGAGCACAGUGGGCAUUGACUUUAAAGUAAAGACCAUCUACAGAAACGACAAGAGGAUCAAGCUGCAGAUUUGGGAUACGGCAGGGCAAGAGCGCUACAGGACCAUCACUACAGCCUACUACAGGGGAGCCAUGGGCUUUAUCCUCAUGUACGAUAUCACUAACGAAGAAUCGUUUGCUGCUGUACAGGACUGGUCUACACAGAUAAAAACAUACUCAUGGGAUAAUGCCCAGGUGCUUCUGGUGGGCAACAAGUGUGACAUGGAUGAUGAAAGGGUGGUGGCUUCUGAAAGGGGACGACAGCUUUCUGAACACCUCGGCUUUGAGUAUUUUGAGGCCAGUGCCAAAGACAACAUCAAUGUAAAGCAGACCUUCGAGCGCCUGGUGGACAUCAUCUGUGAGAAGAUGUCAGAGAGCCUUGAUGCCGGUGACCCGGCCGUCACUGGAGCCAAACAGGGUCCUCAGCUCACCGAGCAGCCUGCUGCUCCACACCAGGACUGCGCUUGCUAAAAUGACCUCACCCACCUUCUCCAACUACACUGCCCUGCACUACCAUACACAGGAUCAAGGUAACAUAAUAAGGGUUAAAGGAAAAGAAAAUUCAAAACUAGCAGGUCCUCGAACAAUGAUAAUUAUUAUCUUUUGUUUUCUACCCAGAUCCCAAUUCAGUUUCCUUCUCAUAUCUCACUACACUAUCUUUGAUUUAUAAUUUCUUUUCAUUUUAGUCUUGGAGAGGGGAACGCCAUACUUUAAUAUUUUACUGCAAGAAGUUUGGCGAAGCACAAAUCACGUGUUCGCGUCUCUUCCCUAUGUGUGAAACUUUUACCUGGCCUUUAUGUGCCACUUUUACAUUUUUUAUUGAUUUUUUCCUUCAUAUAUUAUACCAUCGUCGUGCUCAACUUUUGUGAACUAAAAUACGAACAAAUACUAGGGGAGAACAUUCUGUAUAUUUAUUCCAAACAUGUAUAUAGACAAUGUGCAGUAUUUAAUACAGGUAUAGUACCAUAUAAAAUAUAUAUAUAUAUAAAUAUAUAUAUAUAAAUAUAUAGAUAUCAUUUUGAAAAAUGAGAAAUCAAAGAACUAUGACGAGAAACAUAGUCAUGUAAGGUUUUUUCGUGGUAAUCCUUUGCAUUGCUUGUCAGAACCUCUCGUGCAUAUUUGUAGUUCUUAAUCACAGUACCUUUAGUCACAGUUGCUGAAAGUCGGCUACACAUAGACAUUCCUCAGUGUAAAAUGCAUGGAAGGAAACGAAGCCAUUUAGGCCAAUAGUUUUAAGAUUCCGCACUGUCCGUCGUAGGUCUCGAAACGAAAGAACGCCCUUUUAGAAACCGCUAUGCGUGUUCAUACUCACAUCGCUGUAGCGACAGAACCUCCGCCUCUGCCCGUGUGACCAGUUCUAACCACAGCAUAACGUUAUCCGAUGUUCCUUAUUUCGAACUCGAUGCGAGUUUCAGAGAUGUUGCGAGCCCCAUUUCUGACCUUUUUUCUAAAUGUUUCUGUAAGCGGCUUGUCAUGGUGCAGAAAACGUAUUCUUUACAUGUUGUACUGAGGGAAUAAAAAAAAGACAUCCCAUGUAGUAAAUGUGCUCGUCAUGUCAUAUGACCGAUAGUCAGGACUGUUACUUAUUAUAGACUACGUAUUGGUACUGAGAAGAAAAGACUAUGAUGACAAACAAAACCAGAGCCCCCCCUUAUGACUUUUUGUUAUUUAAAUGCAUUUCUGUACAUUCUUAUAUUUAUAUAUAUAUAUAUAUAUAUAUAUAUAUAUAUAUAUAUAUAUAUAUAUAUAUAUAUAUGAGACCCAGUUUUCUUUUCUUUGCUAUGCUGUCUUCCUGAGAAAUGACUGUAAAUAUAUUUGAGUCUUUAGUUUUAUGUGUGAAUUGUGCUGUGACUUUGGGCUCAAAAACAAAAGAACAAAAAAAGAAGAGAUAUUUAAAGUAUGUGCUUUAUCUGCUCUGUGUAUGCUUGCUUGUGAAUGAAUGUGUCACUUUAUUACAAAGCAAUAUGAAGAAAAAAAAGGUUUUAAAGUAUUUAUUGUUUAAAUAUACCCCUCUAGAGAUAAAUAUCACAGGUUUAGGGUUUGGGCAAAGGAAAUCUCGUCACAAAGAUGGACAGAGAACGUGUUUACUAUGGAACUCAAAUGACUUCCAAUUCAGUUAAAGCAGAGCGAUCCAAAUUGAACACACACUGACCCUCAGAGACCAAACUGUGGAUUUACAAGCUGAUUCUUAGUGUCCUGGUCCUAUCACUUUUAGAAAGAUUAAAUAAUAUAACAAUUAAUAGUAAUUGUUUCACUGCUCAAAAAGACCUGCUUUUAUAUUCUUUCUUUCUUUUUUUCUUUUUUGUUUUUUUUUUUUGGGGGACGACUUAAAAUCCUGCACCAUUUGAUUUCAAUGCAUUGUUGUGUUUUUUCUACUUUUAUUUAUUUUUGUAAAUCUUCCUUUUUUCUAAUAUGGAAAUUCUGUAUACAUUCAAGUUGGAAGAAAAAAAAGAUCAAUGAACUAUUAUGCAGUAGUAAAUUAACUCUAAGUACAAUAAGGGGCAUGGUGUCAAAUGUUCAGUGGUGAAGUUUACCAAACCUACUGUGUAUGUUGUGGAAAUUACUGAAAUGAAAAAAAAUAAAUAAAUAAAGGUUUGUGCUGUUAAAAUAUC